This is a messenger RNA of Fragaria vesca subsp. vesca, 1142 nucleotides long. Its product is annotated as transmembrane protein 56-like. Gene Ontology annotation, cellular component: endoplasmic reticulum; membrane. The coding region runs from base 174 to 998 and encodes 274 amino acids. NCBI's taxonomy places the organism in Eukaryota, Viridiplantae, Streptophyta, Magnoliopsida, Rosales, Rosaceae. Gene Ontology annotation, biological process: lipid homeostasis. The transcript is spliced from 11 exons. The record is from RefSeq and is a predicted model, not a curated record.
AGAGUAGAAAAUUACAGAAACAUUGAGAAGGUAGCAAAAACCCAAACCGAAAACACCCAUAAAGCUCAGCUCGUUAAGCACUUGAAGACUUUGAGCUACUAAUCUCUGAAGGAAAUUUGGCUGCCCUUUGAACUGUUCGUUAAGGGUUGAAGAGUUUAAUCCAACAGAGGAGUAUGGUGGGAAUUGCAUAUCCUCUUGGUUUUAUGUCCAUCAGUGGCUAUGUCAGCCCAAACAAAGAGUUUCACUGGCUGGCUUCAGCUCUUUUUGGCAUGCUUCUCUGCAGAAUUGUUUACAAAUUAACUGGUCUUAUUAGCCUUCAUAGCUUCAAGGGAUAUCAGAAACUGACCAAAGCAGAAAAAGUUGAAUGGAACAACCGGGGUUUCUCAACUGUUCAUGCUAUUGGUGUAGCAGUUGCAUCUUUCUACCUUAUACUGUUAUCAGAUACAUUUCAUGAGGAUUCUAGUGAUGUGCUGAUCAUUAGUAGAAGAUCUACUUUGUCAGAUACAACAUUGGGGAUCUCCAUUGGUUAUUUUCUGUCAGACAUAGCAAUGAUUUUUUGGCACUUUCCUGCUUUAGGUGGACUGGAGUAUGUUUUGCACCAUGGACUAUCUAUGUUCUCAAUCUUCCUUUCCCUUAUAAGUGGUGAAGGGCAGAUUUACAUACUAAUGGUUCUGUUCUCUGAGAGCACAACUCCUUUCGUAAACCUAAGAUGGUACUUGGACAUUGCUGGUAAGAAGAACUCUAACCUGUACGUCUGCAAUGGGAUAGCAUUGUUCCUGGGGUGGCUGAUUGCAAGGAUUCUUUUGUUCAUUUACUUUUUCAUCCACAUGUUUUUCCAUUUUGAUCAAGUCAAGACAAUUUUCCCAUUGGGAUUUUACAGCUUGCUCUCAAUACCUCCUGUGUUGGCAAUGAUGAAUUUGUUUUGGUUUUGGAAGAUUGCCAAAGGUUUGAUCAAAACAGUUUCGAAGGCAAAACACAAGAACAUACACAGUCAGUGAUCCUAGCUAGUAAUUCAAAGCAUUUGACUGAUUAUGGGGCAUAGGUUUUUGUCACAACUUCCACUUUCCAGUUGAAAGAUUUGGUUUUGCAACUUCCAAUGGGGCAAAAAGGGAGAAUGCAUGAUGUGAGUUCUCAAGAGAAGA